Messenger RNA from Aricia agestis (brown argus), 6859 nucleotides. RefSeq names its product nuclear receptor-binding protein homolog (gene Madm). Lineage: Eukaryota; Metazoa; Arthropoda; Insecta; Lepidoptera; Lycaenidae. Gene Ontology annotation, biological process: intracellular signal transduction; protein phosphorylation; endoplasmic reticulum to Golgi vesicle-mediated transport. Gene Ontology annotation, molecular function: protein serine/threonine kinase activity; ATP binding. Gene Ontology annotation, cellular component: cytoplasm; endomembrane system. The record is from RefSeq and is a predicted model, not a curated record. Bases 354 to 1817 code for a protein of 487 amino acids. The transcript is spliced from 10 exons.
AGUCUAUGGUCAAUAUUUGUGUCGAACAGAAAUACGUCGAAAGUUACGCCGGUGAACAAUUUAUUUCAAUUAGGUAUUAUGUGUAAGUUCGCUGGGCGAGCUGCCUUCUAUCGGUUUACGUAGAUAAAUCUUCGGGAAUCGUCUUCGCGUGAUCACGUCGUACAUAGUGUCGUGGAUAAAUAAUGCUUUGGGAUGAAACGUUAGUGACAUCUAGUCUCGCAACCUCGGUUAUGAUUACGAGAAAAAGUGUAUUUUGAAGAUAUUUCCGAUCGUUUUCACGAGGGAAACACCUGUGAGAUACUAGUGGACAGUGUCGUGUACAGUUUCGGAUAUAUUGGUCUCGGAUCGGUGCUAUGUCGGGCGGCAGGAGCAUCGACAAGGAGCGCAAGUCGCCCAGGGAGAGUGGCGAGGACUCGGAGGAUGAGAGUGAGAUCCUGGAGGAAAGUCCCUGCGGCCGCUGGCUCAAACGCCGAGAAGAGGUUGAGCAGCGCGACGUGCCGGGCAUCGACUGCGCGCACCUCGCCAUGGACACCGAGGAGGGAGUCGAGGUGGUGUGGAACGAAGUGCAGUUCUCCGAGAGGAAGAACUUCAAGGCGCAGGAGGACAAGAUCCAGACGGUGUUCGACAGCCUCACUCGCCUCGAACACCCCAACAUCGUCAAGUUCCACCGCUACUGGACCGACACGCACAACGAUAAGCCGAGGGUGAUCUUCAUAACGGAGUACAUGUCGUGUGGGUCGCUGAAGCAGUUCCUCAAGCGCACCAAGCGCAACGUCAAGCGGCUGCCGCUGCAGGCGUGGAAGCGCUGGUGCACGCAGAUCCUGUCGGCGCUCAGCUACCUCCACGAGUGCGUCCCCCCCAUCGUCCACGGCAACCUGACGUGCGACACCAUCUUCAUCCAACACAACGGCCUCGUCAAGAUCGGCUCCGUGGCGCCCGACGCCAUCCACCAUCACGUCAAGACGUGCCGGGAGAACAUGAAGAACAUGCAUCUUAUCGCGCCGGAGUAUGGAUCGUCACAAAUGGUGACACCAGCGAUGGACAUCUACUCGUUCGGCAUGUGCGCGCUGGAGACGGCGGCGCUGGAGAUCCAGGGAAACGGCGACUCCGGCAGCCACGUCACCGACGACCACAUCGCCCGGACCGUCGAGUCGCUGGAGGAGCCGCGACAGAAGGACUUCAUAUACAGAUGUAUCCACGCGGACCCGGCGCGGCGGCCGACGGCGCGCGAGCUGCUGUUCCACCCGCUGCUGUUCGAGGUGCACUCGCUCAAGCUGCUCGCCGCGCACACGCUCGUUAAUACUAAUGCGAACGUGUCGGAGACGAUCACGGACGAGGUGAUGGGCGCGAAUGGCGCGCUGGCGUGGUGCGUGCUCGGCGGACAGCGGGUGGAGCUGGCGGCGCGGGACCUCGCGCACGCCGAGAAGCUCGACAAGUUCGUCGAGGACGUGCGGUACGGCAUCUACCCGCUGACGGCGUACGGCGGGGGACGGCGCGCGGCGUCGCCCGAGCGACAGGCGUCGCCGCCGUCGCCGCCGCGAGAACGCGAGUGCCGUCGGGUUGUACACGUCAUGUGUAGUGUUAAGCCCGCCGCACCAGCCACAGCCGCAGAGCGCGAGCUGCUGCUGACGGUGCUGCUGCGGAUGGACGACAAGAUGAACCGGCAGCUGGUGUGCGCCGUGUCGCCGCGAGACGCCGCCGCCGACCUCGCCGCCGACCUGGUCCAGCUCGGCUUCAUACACGAGGGCGACCAGGACAAGGUGUGCCGGCUGAUGGAGGAGUCGCUGCGCGGCAGCUUCGGCGCGGCGGCCAGCUAGUGCGCGCCCCGACCGCGACAGGCAUUUAUCCUAUAUCUACAGUAGCGGGCCCGCUACGGAACCCUGCGGAACCCCAUAUGUAUAGCUUACUAUAUUUUUUUUAAACCGAGCGACGCGGCACGCGCGCACGCAACGAAUACGUACACGCGAGCGGACGUACACGUAACGGCGUACGUGCACGUGCGUGCGCGCGCGCCGCUCGAGCGGGCGCGAGGCGCCCUAGGUAAUUAGACAUAGAAGUGGUCUUAUGAAAGAGAUUUAACUACGUACCGGUAUUUUUGCAAUGUGAAUACUAUUCGAGUGUAACUUUGUUAGUAUAGACACUUUGUGAUUUGAUGAGUUGAGCUUUACGACGUUAGGGCGAGAGUCACGUAGACAAAUAUAUUCGUUCCGCCGACGGAACAUAGUGCUAGUCGAAAAUGAAUCUUACUCCGAGCGACCACGGCUCACGGGUGGGCCCAGCAAAAAGGUUGUCUAUAAAGAUUUUAAACUAAUUACGGAUCCUUGCUACAUUAAAUAUUGCUUAAGUCGUUAAGGUAAUUUUUUGCAACACUUAAUUUGUCACACAUAAAUAACGUUUUAAAGAGAGUCACCGAUGAAAUGAUUUCUUUAGUAUGUUUUUUCCAUAUUAACAUUCAGAUAAGCAGUUAAUCGUGUGCGCAAGAUAUGCGUAAUUAAUUUUCCAUAACUUCUAAUUAAGUUAAAAUAUUUCUUUAUUUAAAAAUAUAUCUGAAUAAGUGCUUUCCUUUAGUUUUUCCCAAGCCUAAAUGGAUUACACUUGUCCAUGAUUAUUUUUAUAGGGAAAUUCCAUUCCAUUCCAUUUUGCUGGGCAUUCUUACGGGCCCCUGGUUGAAAUUGUUGAAGUCACAUUAUCGUUUUAAGUUGUCGGAUGUGGUCGGUUCGGACUCGGAGGUCGCUUUAGUGUAGUGUUUGUAUGAAUGUGUAAAUGUAACGAAAUGAUAUUUAAAUAUAUUUAAUUAGAUAUAUGUAUAGCGAGGCUUCCUCUAGGUACGGAUAUGGUUAAGUAUACGCAGAUAUAAACAUACUCACUGUUACGUUUGUACGAGAAGCUAGAUAUAUCUAUACAUGCUCGUCCGAAUGCGAAUAUUACGCGUUAUAUAUAUAUAUUAUCGUAUACGUUACAUGUUUCGUUUUUAUUAAUUUUAUAUUAGCAAAGAUAUAAAAGCAUUUAAUACGUCACUACAAUUUUAUGUUACUCAAUAUUUUAUUUCAAAGAGCGCUUUAGAAUUCCUGAAUAUCAUAUGAAGUCAAUUAAUAUUAUAUUCGGACGAGUGCAGCAUUUGACAUUCAGUAUUUAUGUUGCCAGAACAAAUACAGCGUUGCAUUUAGUUUUGCCACACGAGAAAUAUAAAAAACUUGCCUAUUUUAAUACAUUUACUUAUAUGAUGGAAAAUCUAAAUCAAAAAAUAUGGUUUUCAUUCAAAAAAAUCCAUCUCUUCUACCAGAAGUAUUUCUUCUUAUAUAGAUAUAGCAACACAAAUUAAAAAAUUAUUUGUUUUGCCAGUGAUGUUUUUUCAGGAUGGCGAGUUUUUUAUAUUUGUCGUAGGGAUAUCCAUCCGAUAUAUCGUGUCGUAGGGUGUGAGGCGGGUGCUAGCGCCGUGUCGGGUGGGGUGGCGUGUUAUGUUCCUAUUUCGUUUGGGUGCUGACCCCGAUAAGUCUGAAUCCGGAUUGCGACGGUAUCGUUUUGCUCGCUAUACUAGACUAUAGUGGGCUUAAACAGCACCGAAAGUACGAAUCGAGAAGUUUCGAAAUUUAAGCCUUCACAUUAUAGUUUGUCUUAGCAUCACAGGAUAUAAAAUACAGAAAUAGAUGAUGUAAGUACGAAAUACGGAACCCUAAAAAUCGGUCAGUUCGGACGAGGUUUUGCUUCGGUUUGGUCGAGCGGUGCCAAAAGUGGGUGCCAAUGUUGGUUGUUUUAGUCACGAGCUACGUCCACACUCCCGGUAAAAAAAAAACAUAAAAUUAAAAAAAAAAAAGUGCGAAUGAACACUGGUUUCCGCUCCGCUUCGGACCAUAUCCGCGUAUAGUACGAUUUGUAAUAACAGUCAGUCAAAUUAUAGUAGUUCUGUCUCUACUAACUUACAAAGAAGGAGUAAGAUGAAAUGAAUGUUUCUGAACGUUCCGUUAUUAUCAAAAAGAUGCAAAGUCGUAUAGUAUAGUCGUUAUUGUUAUGCAAUGUUUUGUCUUCUGACAAUCAACUAUUGUAGCGUAUCAGACACUGACAAAACAGUGUUUAACUAAAACAGCUGUAUACACUGUGUAUCUUUUUAUUAAUAAGGGCCUUCUUUUUGAUCAAUUUAGUAGAUACAGUGUUGCUGUUAUUUUACCGCCUGCUAUUACAAAUCAGAGUGUAGUGUAGUGGAAACGAAAGACUGGCUAAUGUAACGGUGUGGGCUCGCGGCGGCCCGGGCUCUAGCGGGGAGGGAAGGAAUAGAGGGGGGAUUGCCAAAGGAGGAUUGCUGACAGUUGAAUUGAUGUUAGAUGACACUUUUUUUGUGAAUUUAUUGAUAUUAUUUACAUCUGAAUAUUUAUAGUAAAUGCAAUGCGAAAUGUCCAAACGGCGAAUCGAGGCACAAAACUUGAUAUACAAUGUCACGAUUUGUAUCAACUGCCUCGCUAUUUUGAUUACAGUAUUGUUUAUAAUGCCAUUAUAAAAAGCCUCGCUUGAUUAGCUUUCGCUGCAUCCAUUGAUAAAAACCCUUUUCACUGACGACGCCAAUUCAACUGUCAGCUUUAUUAUAAUUUUAUUUGCUAGUAUGUGAGUUUAGGGUCGGUAACAACUGGCUGUGCGGUACAAGUAUACAGGUAUAGGAUAUUGUUUGCUCAACGGCCCGGGCGGCGGAUGGUGCGGUGUGCCCCUAGCAUUAACACUAGGAUAACUUUAUUCCGAAAUAAGCUUGAUAGCAAAAAGAUCUUGCUCGCCGCUAGAUGGCGCCGGUAGUAUGUUGCUAAAAUAAUUGAAAUAUGAGUAUUAAAUUAUGGUCCCAGUUUUCAUGUAAGUGGGAAAGCAGAACUAGGACUGGAUCUUAAACAGUUUAAAUACUAUGGUCUGAUCACAGGAUAGAGUGAAAUUCGGCAGUUUUGCCGCAUACAUAGUAGUAACAUAGUAAUUGUAAGCGAGAUACCAACUUAUUUUCCUUGUUCGUGUGAAAAAGACAAACAUAAGGUCAGUUGUCGAAUUUCUCUUUAUCCAUUAGCUAUUAUUUUUGUAUUUAUUGCCAACAAUCUAUCGCUGGCGCUUACGGGAGCCCUGAAUAUCGAAUUGUAAACUACUACAUAACUACAUUUCUGAGUAAAGUUAUUGUAGUGUAGUGCUCUAUGUAUAUAGCUUGUAGAGUAGUGGCGUGGCGCUAUUAUGUGCUUUAUUUAUUACGUUUACAUCGUGUUUAUCGUUUAGUUACUAUUGUUAUAUUCCAACUACCAAAACGACAUCGGUAUAGGAAAACAGCGUUUAAUUUCUAUAUUAUGUUUUUGGAAUUUAAAGUAAGUGAAAUUCUGGUCUAAAAGUGCGUAAAUGUUAUUAGAAAUUAUUACUUUCGGCUUCUACACGCCUCUCCGAUACACUGUAUAAGGUACGCAGAAUGUAUAGUAAAUAUUAGGUCUAAAUUGUAACCUAUUCAAAUACUAAAACUUACCGUAGUGAUUCUUUCUUUCUACAAGGGGUCACCUGUGAUUGGAAGAUGAAACAACAUAGCUUAAACUACGUAUAAUUAUAAUACUGGCCUUGUCGAUAGCAUCUUAGUCCAAAUAUAUAGUCGACAUGUAAACAGUGUAACGACUAUAGCAAAAAAGCUAUGGAUUUUUUGCUACAACCGUUACUUACUACACCUAGCGCUGACAACAUCGAACUGCAACGAAACGUGAAAGCGGGACAGGUAGAUGCUCGUCCAUGUAGUGCGUCUCGCUCGCACGUUUUGUUGCAUCUCGAUACAUCCUAAGCAAUUGUACGUGAGUGAGCUUUAACAUAUAAUCGAAUAGGACAUAUCGGUGAAGUUAUAUACUAGUGUAUGUUAACGUUACCAGUCGGAGCCGGCUCGAGACAAUUGCUACAGCUUGACCGUAUCAUAUGUUUUGUAUUUGCUGACAUUUUGUAUAUUUACUAUCGGGGAAUUUGAUCCUUAGGCAGAUGGCGGACCUAAGUUAUUUCGUCGUGUUAUAUCAGAUCGAUGUUAGCCGUCAUCCGUCGAUAGUGUAAUACAAUCUGAUCAAAUUAAGUAGGUCCGACAUCUGCCAAUGAAACAAUUUAUCUGAUAGUCUACUAUAAUAGUCUACUGUAUACUGCUAGGCCUAUGUCUGCUAAGUGCGAGCUGUUCAUAAUAUUGUUUAUAGUGUUCAAUAAAAGACAUUCUGUUUAAUCUCCUCUCUCCAUGUUACUUUAUAAGUUUUUGUCUGAAAUGCACAUUUGGUUGGAUAUCAAUACGUUAUUGGUUUACGCAACUUUUUUGUUUUGACGUUUUAUUGUGUAUAAAAGAAUUGCAGGUACGAUUCUCCUCCUAUGUAUUGUGUAUAAAUGUAUAUAUCGUGUAUAUUAUUACAUAAUUUGGACAGCCCGCACUUAAACCUCCGCAAUAUAAUAUACCUCUGUUUCGUCCCUUCACUUUUGUUAUAUUUUAUUUUGUUGCAAAAUGGACACAUCAGUGGUGUAUAUAAUCUGACUUCUUGUUUAUCCAAAGAGCUAUGUGUUCAUUUUUUAAAUUUGUCUUUUUAUUUUGAGAUCUUUUUUUAAAUAAAAUUGUAUUAUUUAUUGGAUCCAGAAUGCAUUUACACUCGAUGUGAGUGGGGGCGGGACAUACAGACACUAUCAACUUAUUAUAUUCCCCAUAAUUAAAAAAUAAUACUUAUAUCUUUUUUGACACAACAAUAGUUGACGUUUCUUUUUUUUCUGUUAAACUCGGUGAGGCCAAAUGUCUGUAUGUCCCGCAGCCAACGUCAGUCCAGUAGUCACCUCGCCCGCUGCGGCGUCGAGUGCUGUUGCAUACUUUACUGAAAUGUCAAUAAAAUGGUAUUUUAAAACGCUCAAA